Planococcus citri (citrus mealybug) is the source of this 741-nucleotide messenger RNA. Its product is annotated as juvenile hormone esterase-like. The record is from RefSeq and is a predicted model, not a curated record. Lineage: Eukaryota; Metazoa; Arthropoda; Insecta; Hemiptera; Pseudococcidae. Gene Ontology annotation, molecular function: serine hydrolase activity. The transcript has 5 exons. Bases 1 to 741 code for a protein of 246 amino acids.
AUGGAUAUUCUUGACGCCACGAGUGAAAAAGAAGGUUGUAUUCAAUUCUCAAUGCUGACUCACAAAUUUUUGGGAGCAGAAGAUUGUUUAUUUAAUAAUAUCCACAUACCGAAGAUACCUCAAAAAAACGAAGCUCUCAGGCCAGUAAUUGUCAACAUUCAUCCAGGAGCAUACAGAUUUGGUUCUCCACAUACGAAUUUUUACGGAUCACCUGAAUUCAUCAUGCAUAACGAUGUCGUAUAUGUUUGUAUUUCAUACAGAUUACACAUUUUGGGAUACCUGAAUUUGAAUUUAAAGGAAUGUUCGGGCAAUCAAGCCAUUAAAGAUAUAAUUCUAUCGCUGCAAUGGAUCAAAAACAAUAUACGAUCAUUCGGAGGUGAUCCAGAUAAUAUAACAUUGCUUGGAAGUAGCAGUGGGUCAACACUUACACAAAUUUUACUCUUAUCACCUUCAACUCAGGGGAAAGCUGUAUUAAUGGGUGGACACUUGACCAAUCCCGUAAUACCUCAUCAAAAAACAAAUGAAACUCACGCACGCGAAAUAGCAAAAACUCUUGGUUAUGAUGGAAAUGUUCUAGAUAAUGAAAAAGUAUUAAUGUUCUUAAGAGAGCAAGAACCUCUAUCGUUAAUUGAAGGAUUUAGACGCUGCGAGAAGAAUUUACAUCAGACAAAUCCGGUGCUGUUAGCGUGCUAUGGUCCAUAUAUCACUACAUUAUUCCACGCCGCCGAAAAUAGGGACUAA